This is a messenger RNA of Helianthus annuus (common sunflower), 653 nucleotides long. Its product is annotated as dirigent protein 23. The transcript has a single exon. Lineage: Eukaryota; Viridiplantae; Streptophyta; Magnoliopsida; Asterales; Asteraceae. The record is from RefSeq and is a predicted model, not a curated record. Bases 5 to 553 code for a protein of 182 amino acids.
ACUCAUGGUUACAAUUUUCCUCUUUAUUCUAGCAACCGGAUCAUCCUGGGCUCAAUCCACCGAUGACGUGAGUUGGGCCAAACGCGUAGACACGGGCUCACAAGUCGUGACCACCAUGCAAUUCUACUUUCAUGAUACCUUAAGCGGUCGCAAUCCAAGUGCAGUCAAAGUGGCUCAACCGCAGUCGUCCACCAACUCACUUGGAGGGUUUGGUAGCCUAUUGAUGGUCGAUGACCCAUUGACCGAAGGACCCAACAAGAAUUCCAAGCUCAUUGGACAUGCACGUGGGAUGUACGGUCAAGCGGCACAAAAUGAUCUCGGGUUGAUCAUGGUUUUAAACUAUGGUUUCACUGAUGGAGUGUAUAAAGAUAGCUCGUUUAGCCUCUUGAGUUUGAACCCUGCCAUGCAGACGGUUCGCGAGAUGGCGAUUGUUGGUGGUACCGGACUUUUUCGACUAGCACGUGGUUAUGCAUUGGCUCGAACAUAUUGGAUUGACCCUAGUACCGGCGAUGCAAUUGUAGGGUACAAUGUUACGAUUACUACUUAUAUUUAAUUUUUGUUGAUGUUGGUUACCCUUUUAGUACCACGUGUAUGUAAGAUUACUAUUUAUACGUAUUUAGGAUAUAGUAAAAUGUUGUCAAUGUUGUUUGUCA